ACUGUGUGUAUUGAGGGAAGAUGCUUUGUCGGUAUGAGAUACAGAGCUGUUUCCUCUUGGCAUUUUUAGCUGUCACAGCUUUCUUCAUCAGUGAUGCCCAGAGCCAAGUGUCCCCACCAACAAGACUAAGAUAUAAUGUAGUCAGUCCUGACAGCGUACAGAUCUCUUGGAAAGCCCCCAAAGGGCAAUUCACUGGAUAUAAGCUGCUUGUCACUCCAAGUUCAGGUGGAAAAACCAAUCAAUUAAUUCUUCAAAACACUGCAACCAAAGCAAUUAUUCAAGGUCUUAUUCCAGAUCAAAACUAUGCCCUUCAGAUCAUUGCAUUCAGUGAAGACAAGGAGAGUAAGCCAGCACAAGGCCAGUUCAGAAUUAAAGAUAUAGAGAGAAGAAAAGAAACAAAUAAAUCCAAGGUGAAGGAUCCAGAAAAAACAAAUGCGAGUAAACCAGCUCCAGAAGGAAGCCUGUUUACCUGUAAAACUCCAGCAAUUGCAGAUAUUGUGAUACUGGUGGAUGGUUCUUGGAGUAUUGGCAGAUUCAAUUUCAGACUUGUUCGACUGUUCCUGGAAAAUCUGGUUUCUGCUUUCAAUGUGGGAGCUGAGAAGACAAGAGUAGGUCUUGCACAGUACAGUGGUGAUCCCCGAAUUGAAUGGCAUUUGAAUGCCUAUGGCACAAAAGAUGCUGUUUUGGAUGCAGUCCGUAAUCUACCAUAUAAGGGAGGGAAUACUUUAACAGGUCUUGCCUUAACUUACAUUUUGGAAAACAGCUUUAAGCCUGAAGCAGGUGCAAGACCUGGAGUAUCUAAAAUCGGUAUACUGAUCACUGAUGGGAAAUCCCAAGAUGAUGUUAUCCCUCCUGCUAAAAACCUACGAGAUGCUGGCAUAGAGCUGUUUGCAAUUGGUGUAAAGAAUGCAGAUAUAAAUGAACUCAAAGAGAUUGCCUCUGAACCUGACAGCACACACGUCUACAACGUUGCUGACUUUAACUUCAUGCACACCAUUGUUGAAGGUCUUACCAGAACCGUGUGCUCACGAGUAGAGGAACAAGAAAAGGAAAUCAAAGGAACAAUUGUUGCUUCACUUGGAGCUCCUUCGGAUUUGGUCACAUCUGAGGUAACAGCUAGAGGAUUUCGGGUUAGCUGGACCCAUGCACCGGGCAAAGUGGAAAAAUACAGGGUUGUGUACUAUCCCACUCGAGGAGGACAACCGGAAGAGGUUGUGGUAGAUGGAAGCUUGUCAACAGCAGUUCUGAAAAACCUAAUGUCUUUAACUGAGUACCAGAUAGCUGUAUUUGCUAUAUACUCAAAUGCUGCUAGUGAGGGCCUCCGUGGAACUGAAACUACGCUUGCCUUGCCAAUGGCAUCGGAUCUGCAAUUGUACGAUGUGUCACAGAGCAGCAUGAGAGCGAAGUGGAAUGGAGUAGCGGGAGCCACAGGUUACAUGAUCCUAUAUGCUCCCCUCACGGAAGGACUCGCAGCAGAUGAGAAGGAGAUAAAAAUUGGGGAGGCCUCAACAGAUCUUGAACUGGAUGGACUAUUGCCAAAUACAGAAUAUACAGUCACAGUUUAUGCCAUGUUUGGAGAAGAAGCUAGUGAUCCCCUCACAGGACAAGAAACUACAUUGCCUCUAAGUCCACCAGCAAACUUGAAAUUUUCUGAUGUUGGACACAGCAGUGCUAAGCUAACAUGGGAUCAUGCUUCCAAAAAUGUAAAUGGCUAUCGCAUCAUGUACGUUAAAACAGAUGGAACAGAAACUAAUGAGGUGGAAGUUGGUCGUGUUUCAACCCAUUCUCUAAAAAAUCUGGCAUCCCUUACAGAGUAUACUGUUGCUAUUUUCUCCCUGUAUGAUGAAGGACAAUCUGAACCACUUACUGGCAGCUUUACCACAAAAAGAGUUCCAGCUCCCCAGCAUUUGGAAAUUGAUGAAGCAUCAACAGAUAGUUUUAGGGUCAGCUGGAAGCCCACCUCGUCAGAUAUUUCUUUUUACAGAUUGGCAUGGAUUCCUUUGGAUGGGGGGGAAUCUGAAGAGGUUGUCAUAAAUGGAGACACAGACAGUCAUGUUAUUGAGGGUUUGUUGCCCAACACAGAAUAUGAAGUUUCUUUGCUGGCGGUUUUUGAUGAUGAAAGUGAAAGUGAAGUUGUUGCUGUUCUUGGAGCUACAUCUGAAAGGACUACCACAAUACCUACCAUGGUGACUACAACCAGUACCACAACUUCUAAGCCCACCACAGCAGUUUUUCGAACAGGAAUCAGAAACCUUGUGGUAGAUGAUGAAACAACUUCAAGUCUGAGGGUGAUAUGGGACAUUUCAGAUUACAAUGUUCAGCAGUUCAGAGUGACCUAUCUCACUGCGAAAGGUGACCGUGCUGAGGAAGCGGUAAGAAUG
Molecule: messenger RNA, 2381 nt
Organism: Cariama cristata (Red-legged seriema)
Lineage: Eukaryota; Metazoa; Chordata; Aves; Cariamiformes; Cariamidae
Product: collagen alpha-1(XIV) chain-like
Exons: 18
Cellular component (GO): interstitial matrix
Molecular function (GO): protein binding
Source: RefSeq, a predicted model, not a curated record